Messenger RNA from Suillus bovinus, 1026 nucleotides. RefSeq lists its product as uncharacterized. NCBI's taxonomy places the organism in Eukaryota, Fungi, Basidiomycota, Agaricomycetes, Boletales, Suillaceae. The transcript has 9 exons. The record is from RefSeq and is a predicted model, not a curated record. The coding region runs from base 1 to 1026 and encodes 341 amino acids.
AUGGAUGAGGCAAGCAGGUCAUUCACCGCAGGCGAAGUCAAAUUUUUCUCUCAGUGCGAUACUGGAAGCAUUCCGGUGAUCGUAUUGUUCACAAAGUUUGAUUACCUCUACAACGUUGCAUACACACAACUGAAAAGUAUGGGAACAUCUUGGAAAGACGCUAAAGCACUGGCCCCAAAACAUGCUGAAGAGUCAUUUGCUAAUGGGCCACAAUUGAAUUUUCUCAAGGAUGUCCCAAGGCCUCCAAAAGCUUAUGUAUGCCUUCCUAGCAUGGAUAAUGAGGGUGCAGAUUGUGGGCCGCUGAUUGAACACACAGCUGCAGCUCUGGAUAAUGAAGUACUGAAGCAAUUAUUUGUCUCCACCCAGCAAACCAUCUUGGAGCUCUGCAUGAGAUAUGCAAUUGAGAAAACACUCUUGGAACAUCUUGAUCCUGCAGAGACAACAACAUCCGGAGGUCAAAAGGCAAUCAUAGCAAAAAUGGGCGCCUGGUUUCCACAUAUUUCUGUAAGAUUAUCGCAAAGUUUGGAGGUUGUUCUCAUUAAUGUUGGACAUUUACUUGCAAGCAAGUGUAAGUCUGUUGAUCCUCCUUUGAGCUUGAGCUAUGUUGAGCAUGUCGUCCCCCUGUUCGCAGAUGAGCUUCAUGAUGAUCACUGUGUUGAGAUACAGUCUAGGUUACUUUCUGUGCCCUCUCAUUCAUUGCCCUUGGAGAACAUCAUUCAGCUCAUUUCUGCCGUUGUUGUUAUCUUCGAACACUCUUUCUACAUUUUUGACAAGUGGCAUUAUAUUUGGGACCAGCAAAAACAUGUUCCCUCUUUUUAUGUCGCUCUGGAGCAGUACAUGGCAUCUCUGCAUGCAGCUGCUGUUAGGAAAGGUGUGAGCGCUGCCGUUCAGGCUUAUGAAGAAGCUGUGGCUACUGCUGCAAAAAGGAGAGAAUCUUCAUACUGUCGUGCAAAGGUGGAGUUGAUCAAAACUGUUCUUGAAGUUGCAUUAAAUAAUCGACUGUCAAGACCUGAUAAUGCAACAUAA